AUGACGGCGAACCCAUUGAACACUGCAAUGCUUUGCCUUCUUUGUGAAGACUUUCAAGGUAUUUUACCUGAAAGCAGAACUCAGUUGUACUUGGACAUAGUACAGUGUGUUCUUAUGAGAUACAGGAAAAAGAAAGGUCUUCCAGUCGAAAAUGAGGAUCUGAUUAAAAUCUACAACGAUGAGUUGAAACUCCUUGGCUUGAUAGCUUUAAACCGCCUAUAUGAAGACAACAUGUACUUUGAGGACAAAAAGCUUGCAAAAAAAGAUGCCGACUUACCUGGAUUUGGAGUUCUGUCAGCUCAACCUGGAAGCAGCAAACGAAGACCGUGUAUGUGCUACGGCUUUACGCAUAAGAGUUUUCAAGACUUCGUCGCCGGACAUUAUCUUCGUUGCCAGCUUGUUAGCAAAGAAAUCAGUCCUGAAAUAUUGGUCACCGACACAAGAUAUUUCCAAGAGCUGAGAGAGGUAUUAAAAUAAACCUGUGGUCUGCUAGCAGCAACAUCGAAACAAAUUGCAGUAGCUCUUAUCAUCUGUAUAGCGAAUAACUUAAACAAAGAAAAUCUGAGAGAAUGUUUUCCUAUUGUACUGGAGUGUAUUAAAGAAUGCAAAAUUGAAAACAGUAAUUUUCACAUGGAACUGGCCCGUACAUUUCUGACAUUUGGAGCAUGUCUGAAAGUUCAACAUGCUCAGAGCCUUGGAGGCAAAGGUAUAAAUGACACUGCUGUUGCUGUGCUUGCUGCCGUGCUUGAAGCAAACACAACUCUGACAAAUUUGAAUCUGUCUCUCAAUAACAUUGGUUCGGCCGGUGCUGAGUCACUUGCUACAGCGCUUAAAACAAACACAAACCUGACGAAAUUGAAUUUGCGUAGUAAUAACAUUGGUCCUGCCGGUGGUGAGUCACUUGCUACAGGGCUUAAAACAAACACAACUCUGAAAAAUUUGAAUCUGUCUUUCAAUAGCAUUGGUCCUGCCGGUGCUGAGUCUCUUGCUGCAGCGCUCAGAGCAAACACAACUCUAACAAAUUUGAAUCUGUCUGACAAUGACAUCGGUCCUGCCGGUGCUGAGUCACUUGCUACAGUGCUUAAAACAAACACAACUCUGACAAAUUUGGAUCUCCGGGGCAAUAACAUUGGUCCUGCCGGUGCUGAGUCACUUGCUACUGUUCUUAAAACAAAU
Molecule: messenger RNA, 1176 nt
Organism: Porites lobata
Lineage: Eukaryota; Metazoa; Cnidaria; Anthozoa; Scleractinia; Poritidae
Source: the annotation of a GenBank genome assembly